Molecule: messenger RNA, 285 nt
Organism: Danaus chrysippus (African queen)
Lineage: Eukaryota; Metazoa; Arthropoda; Insecta; Lepidoptera; Nymphalidae
Source: the annotation of a GenBank genome assembly
AUGGAGUAUGAACGCGUAAGUGGUGAGGUGUCGUCACCGUCCGUGGGCAAGCGGCGAGCGGCGACCACGUGGCCGGGGCACGGGACACACUUGCGAAUCCGCGAGGGAGCACCCGCCGGAAACCGAGGUGUACCGGGGCUCCUCGAGUACAGAGAAGUGGCGGCCCGCGGCGCACCCGCCGCCCCCGCGCCCCUCACACCCGCACCCCUCACCCCCGCACAUGCACUCUGGAACCUCCACCCCGCAUUCUAUGCUCGCCUUAAUCGCGAAUUAAGGCUCCAGUAA